UUGUGUCGUGCCACCACCCAGUACAAGUGGGCCGGGUCGUGCCACCAUCCGUCUGAAUUUGUAUGAGCCGCAGCCUCGUGUUGCCGUGUCUUCCCCGUCCGUCAGCAGUCUCGUGUUGCUGCCUGCACAUGCAUGCACUCCAACUUGCAGCAUCUACCUCUUUCUUUAAUACAUACCCUCUUCUUCCUUCUCCAAUUCGAAGAGCAGGACACCACACAUCUGUGCACUGCAUCCAUCCACCAUCAGUAUCCCUCUCUUCUCCAAUUCAGGCAUUCUAUUUUCCAGCCAUGCCUCCUCCCCUCCAGAUAUUACUACUCGGUGUGCUUCUCCUCUCUUUCCUGAACACUCCUUCAUGUUCCGCUGCUGCAAACGGUGACACUCUCACGACAGGCCAAGCGCUCGCCGUCGGUGACAAGCUCGUCUCAAGGAACGGUAAGUUCGCGCUCGGGUUCUUCCAGCCAGAGCCACCAGGCAACAUCAGUAAGUCCACCGCCAACACCACCACCAUCUCUCCCGGCUGGUACCUUGGCAUAUGGUUCAAUAAGAUCCCUAUUUUUACUACUGUCUGGGUUGCCAAUAGGGAGGAGCCCAUCGCUGAGCCCGAGCUCAAGCUAGCACAGCUCAAAAUCUCAAGAGAUGGCAAUCUUGCCAUCAUCUUAAACAAUGGCAGUACUGAAUCCAUAAUCUGGUCCACUCACAUUAUUGUCAAUAGGACGACACAAACUAGCACAAACACGACUAGUUCUGUGCUCAGGAACAAUGGAAACCUAGCCCUUACAGGAGAAAGCCCGUCUAGUAAUGUUAUGUUGUGGCAGAGCUUUGACUACCCUACAGAUGUUGGUCUUCCGGGCGCCAAGUUAGGCUGGAAUAAGGUCACUGGUUUGAAUCGUCAGUACAUCUCAAAGAAGAGCCUGAUUGAUCUGGGUCUUGGCUCAUACAGCUUUGAACUAGACGCCAACGGGGUGGUGCUCCUCAAUCACCACUACCCCCCCUCUGUAGUGUAUUGGACUUGGCCAGCCGGACAAUUGUCAUAUAAACUUAUACCAGUACUCAAGGCUCUGCUAGACUUGGAUCCACGGACCAAAGGUUUGUUUAUCCCCGCAUAUGUCGAGAACAAUGAAGAGGAGUAUUUCAUGUACACCUCAUUGGAUGAAUCAUCGUCCUCAUUCAUCUCCAUAGACAUCUCUGGUCAGAUCAAGUUGAAUCUUUGGUCACAAGCCAGACAGUCUUGGGAAAUCAUAUAUUCUGAACCUGAUGUUCCCUGCCCUGUGUUUGCUACCUGUGGUCCCUUCACAGUUUGCAACGACAAUUCAAGUCCAUUCUGUGACUGUAUGGAGAGCUUCUCUCGGAUGUCACCUCGGGAUUGGGAGCUGGGUGACCGAACUGAAGGGUGCUUCAGAAAUACUCCAUUAGAUUGCAUAGCUAGUAAGAAAAACACAAGUUCAACAGACAUAUUCCACCCCAUAGCUCGUGUCACAUUGCCCCGUGACCCCCAAAUCAUAGAAGGUGCUACCAUUCAGAGCACAUGUGCAGAAGUGUGUCUCAAUGACUGCUCCUGCACUGCUUAUUCCUAUAAUAACAAUAGCAGAUGCUCAGUCUGGCAUGGGGAAUUGCUUAAUGUAAACCAGAAUGAUGGCCAUGAAAUUAUUUCUGAAGAUGUUCUUUACCUUCGCCUUGCCGCCAAAGAUUUGCAAAGCUCGAGAAAAGGCAAAAGAAAACCGAUCGUUGGAGUUGUCACUGCUGCAAGCAUUGUUGGUUUUGGGUUACUAAUGCUCAUGCUGUUGUUGUUAAUGGUUUGGAGGAACAAAUUCAAGUGGUGUGGCGCGCCAUUACACGACAGUCAAGGUAGUGGUGGUGGAAUUAUAGCCUUUAGAUACACUACUUUAGACCAUGCUACUAAAAAUUUCUCGAAAAUACUGGGAGCCGGUGGUUUUGGUUCUGUAUUCAAGGGAGUGUUAAGGGACUCGACUGCUAUAGCAGUGAAAAGGCUUGAUGAUGCCCGUCAGGGAGAGAAGCAAUUCAGGGCUGAGGUGAGCUCAAUUGGAUUGAUCCAACAUAUCAACCUAGUCAAAUUGAUUGGCUUCUGCUGUGAAGGUGACAAGAGGCUACUUGUAUACGAACACAUGUUAAAUGGGUCUCUUGAUGCCCAUCUAUUUCAGGGCAAUGCUACUAACCUAAAUUGGAGCACUAGGUAUCAAAUAGCCGUAGGAGUUGCUAGAGGAUUGUCCUACUUGCAUCAGAGUUGCCGCGAAUGCAUCAUACACUGUGAUAUUAAGCCACAAAACAUACUUCUCGAUGCAUCAUUUGUUCCUAAGAUUGCAGACUUUGGAAUGGCAGCGUUUAUAGGAAGGGACUUUAGCCGAGUUCUAACAACGUUUAGAGGAACUGUAGGGUAUCUUGCCCCAGAGUGGCUUAGUGGAGUUGCUAUUACACCAAAAGUUGACGUUUAUAGCUUUGGUAUGGUACUGUUAGAGAUCAUAUCAGGAAGGAGGAAUUCACUUGAAGUAUACACUAGCAGCAAUUAUCAUGGUUCCUAUUUCCCUGUGCAAGCCAUCAACAAGCUUCAUGAGGGAGAUGUGCUUAGUUUGGUGGAUCCACAAUUGCAUGGUGACUUCAUUUUGGAAGAGGCUGAAAGGGUUUGCAAAGUUGCAUGUUGGUGCAUUCAAGAUAGUGAGUUUGAUAGGCCGACAAUGGGUGAAGUGGUCCGGGGUCUUGAGGGUCUACAGGAGCUUGAUAUGCCCCCAAUUCCAAGACUACUUGCAGCUAUAACAGAAUGCUCUGAUGUGGCUUCAAUGUAAUAAUUCAUAAAUACUUCGUAGUCUUUGAUGCUACUAGUCUUUGUUUCAAUAAAUUUUAAAGUUCUGAUGUGGAGUGCAAGAAAUAAUGGAAGGCAACCUUGGAAUUGCUAAAUUAUAUUGUAUGGUGUAUAUGGUCUACCGUUUUCUUGUUUUUCUUUUUUAAUGAACGAUAAAGGUACGGCGGAAGCUGCGGAACUAGAAAUAUGUGUAUGCUUUGUUUUUUUUUCUUUUGAGUGAAAUAUGUGUAUGCUUUGUUUUUUUUGGUGAAAUAUGUGUAUGCUUUGCUUUUUUAGUGAAAUAUGUGUAUGCUUUGCUUUUUUUUUUAGUGAAAUAUGUGUAUGCUUUGUUAAUGGGACAAUUGACAUAUAUCUCAAAUUAAUGGAAGAAGGUCGAUAUAAGCCAUUAAAUUACAUAGUGCUUGCUUCAAAGAUUUGUCACUAGUAAAGUUCUUAUUGAA
This is a messenger RNA of Phragmites australis (common reed), 3255 nucleotides long. RefSeq names its product G-type lectin S-receptor-like serine/threonine-protein kinase At2g19130. Lineage: Eukaryota; Viridiplantae; Streptophyta; Magnoliopsida; Poales; Poaceae. Gene Ontology annotation, molecular function: ATP binding; protein serine/threonine kinase activity. The transcript has a single exon. Bases 63 to 2798 code for a protein of 911 amino acids. The record is from RefSeq and is a predicted model, not a curated record. Gene Ontology annotation, biological process: protein phosphorylation; recognition of pollen.